GGAGUAGGCUAAAGGGGUCCGGGCAGGCAGUUUCCUGGAGCCUUAGACCCUCCCAUCGCGCGGGUAGGGGGAAGUCGCUCAGCUCAGGCACAAAUCUUGGGCGUCUCUGGCGGUCUUCGACGCAGGUCGGGGCAGCGUUGGGGGGCGGGCAGCAGAGAGCGCAGGCGCAGUGUCCGCACCCGCGGCGCCCCCUCCACGCCCCGCCUGGCGGCCGCAGCAGCCCUGACCGCGUUUUUCCUGGCAAAGCGCACAGCAGCCACAAUCCGCGUGGAGGUUGGACUAGGCGCGCGGUAUUGGGCAUUCCUGGCCACCGAGCGCCGCGCGCACCUUCCUCGCCGUGGCACACAGAAUUGAUUAUCUGAAGAAAUGGAUACUUCUCCCUCCAAAAAAUAUCCAGUUAAAAAGCGGGUGAAAAUACAUCCCAACACAGUGAUGGUGAAAUAUACUUCCCAUUAUCCCCAGCCUGGGGAUGAUGGAUAUGAAGAAAUCAAUGAAGACUAUGGAAAUCUUAUGGAAGAAAAUCCAAAGAAAGACCUGCUGAGUGAAAUGAAAAGAAAAGGAAGAACUUUCUUUGGAACCAUGGAUACUCGACCUCCGCCAACAGAAGACCCAAUGACUAAUGAUACUGGACAAUUCCAGAGCUUUGCAGAAAAAAAUAUUUUUCAAUCCAGAAAAAUGUGGAUAGUGCUAUUUGGAUCUGCUCUGGCUCAUGGAUGUGUAGCUCUGAUCACCAGGCUUGUUUCUGAUCGUUCUAAAGUUCCAUCUCUAGAGCUGAUUUUUAUCCGUUCUGUCUUGCAGGUCUUAUCUGUGUUAGUCGUGUGUUACUACCAGGAGGCCCCCUUUGGACCCAGUGGAUACAGAUUACGACUCUUCUUUUAUGGUGUAUGCAAUGUCAUCUCUAUCACCUGUGCUUAUACAUCAUUUUCAAUAGUUCCUCCCAGCAAUGGGACCACUAUGUGGAGAGCCACAACCACAGUCUUCAGUGCCAUUCUGGCUUUCUUACUUAUAGAUGAGAAAAUGGCUUAUGUUGACAUGGCUACAGUUGUUUGCAGCAUCUUAGGUGUUUGUCUUGUCAUGAUCCCCAACAUUGUCGAUGAAGACAAUUCUUUGUUAAAUGCCUGGAAAGAAGCCUUUGGGUACACUAUGACCGUGAUGGCCGGACUGACCACUGCUCUUUCUAUGAUAGUAUACAGAUCUAUUAAGGAGAAGAUUAGCAUGUGGACUGCACUGUUUACCUUUGGUUGGACUGGGACAAUCUGGGGAAUAUCUACUAUGUUUGUUCUUCAAGAACCCAUCAUCCCAUUAGAUGGAGAAACCUGGAGUUAUCUCAUUGCCAUAUGCGUCUGUUCCACUGCAGCAUUCUUAGGAGUUUAUUAUGCUUUGGACAAAUUCCAUCCAGCUUUGGUCAGCACAGUACAACACCUGGAGAUUGUAGUAGCUAUGGUCUUACAGCUUCUAGUGUUACACAUAUUUCCUAGUGUCUAUGAUGUUUUUGGAGGGGUAAUCAUUAUGAUUAGUGUUUUUGUCCUUGCUGGUUAUAAGCUUUAUUGGAGAAAUUUAAGAAGGCAGGAUUAUCAGGAAAUACUAGACUCUCCCAUCAAAUGAAUACUUGAUUAUUAUUUUGUUAAGUUAUUAAUAGGUACACUGCCAUUUUAAUAUUUACCUAUAAAUGUCUCGUGUUGUAUAAUUGACAGAGUGGUAUAUAAAAUCAAUAUAGGCAGAUGUAGAAAAUUUAUUCUAGUCUAAUAUGUUAAAAAACAAAUGUUAAAUAUGUGAAACACCAUAAAUCCAGUGUUUCUAUGGUUAUUAACAAAAAGUAAUUGUGGUAGGAGAAUGUUAACUCUCAUCACUGAAGAACACAAUACUUGAGGAAAUGAGCCCUUUCAGAUGGAACUUCUGUGGCCCUAAAAUAAAUGUUUAUGCCCAAUGUUAUACAAAUGUUUAAUAAAAAUCCUUUAAUAGCCAAAAAUCUUCAUUGGUGAAAAGUACACGGUAAGGUGAAAUCUUAAUACAAUCCCUAUUUUGUCAUCUGCUUACAUUAGAAACUAGAGGUGACUGGAUUGGGUAAGGGAGCUUAAGUUGAGGCAAGAAAGAGGGAACAAAGGAAAACAGGUGGUUUUUCAAUGACCAUAGUAGUUGCCCUACUUUCAAACAGAAAAUUGAUCUUUGCUAUGGCUAUAUUAGGUAAUGCAUAGGAUAAUGGAAGUAGGGAGAAGACUGGAUUCUUGACAGCUCUACUUAGUCUGGGCCAUUUUGUACCUGAUGGUGGGAGACUUAAUGUUGGGACAAGGUCUAUUUAUCCUCAGUUUUACAGAUAUUUUUCAAAACUGUCCUUGUUUAUGAUUUUGUAGCAAGUGCAUGUGUAAGCUGUAGUAAAGGUACUCCUUACCCUUGAAAAAAAGACACUAACAGGAAUCAUGGUACAGCAGAAAUUUGAUACAAUAUGGUAACUUGAAAUUCUUUUCAAAAGGCAUAAAAGUUGUAAAAGCAUAUAAAGUAGCAUUAAUUUGUGUCUAAUUUGGGCAAUUUUACUAAUUUAGGACAACAAAUGUUGAUAUAGUUAUUAGGCUACUGUUAUUAUUACUGAGCUAUUUUAACUUCAAAUUCACUCUUCUGUAUUUACCUCUGUGAUGCUAUGGCUCAGAGGCUGUAAAUUAUAUUUUUCCUAUGCUGGCUGGUGUCUCAUUAGGUUCCAUCAAUAAAGGACAUUAGAGGGAGACUAGAAGACAGGAUAAGGGGAGAAAGGAUUUCUUCCUUUCCAUUUGUUUGCAGUUUGUCAUUGUUACCCCAGCAAUAAGCAAUAGCCUUUUGCUCCACAGCAGCAACUGAUCUCAGCAUUGAGCUUCUUUUGGCACUUCUCCAUCCCUUAGCAGCCUCAUCAUAUCCCUCUCAGUAGGAGGAGGACCAGCUAAACAGCAUCCUUUCUGGAAUCUGAGCUAUAGCUCAGCUGGGUCACUCCACUGAGCUUUGGAGACCUUAUAGUCCAACCCUGACCCCUCUUUUUCACAUGCUCUAAGGGUGGUAGCUGCUCUGUUACAGUUACCAUCUCUGGGCUACUGCAGUGCUCCCUUUUUGCUUUUUCAGUCCCUCAAUACCCAAUACUAGAUUCUUUCUGUUGUAAUAUCUUGUGAUUUCUGCCUUCUUGACUAAUAUAUCUCUAAACCUUUCUCCAAAGAGCCCAUAGCUAUUAAUUGGGUAUUUGUGCUUCUGGGAAGAUAUUAAUGUUCAGAUUUUCCAGGAAUUGCCAGACGCUGGCUCUUAACUAUCCAAAUUGAAGAAAUUAUCCAAACUGAAGCACAGAAAGAAAACGGUUUGAAAAAAAAAAAAUGAACAGAGCCUGGAAUGACCUGUACUAAGGACUAAGAAGUCUAGCCUAAGUGUAAAUGUAGUCUCAGAAAAGGAGAGAGAGGGGAAGGGGCAGAAAAAAAUAUUUGAAGAAAUAUUGGCCAGAAGAUUUCUAAAUUUGAUAAAAGGAAACUACAACAUGAACCAGUAAUCCACAGAUCCAGGGAAAUAACUGAACCCCAAGCAGCAUGAAUAGAAAGAAAACCACAUGUAGAAACAGUGCAACUGCUGAUAAAGGUAAAGAAACAAAACUUUAAAAGCAGCAAUUAUAAAAGGACAUAUGACAUACAGGAAAACAGCAAGACAGCUAGCUUCUCAUCAGAAACACUGGAGGCCAGAAAUAAACAGAAUGACAUUUUAAAGUGCUGAAGAAAAGCCCUCUGAUGGCUUCUUAUCAUUAUAGGAUAAAGACUAAGAUCCUUAACUUCUAUAACCUGCUAUUGCUUACUUUACUAGUCAUCUUCUGCUCUAGCAAUAUUGUGUAAUACCUUUUCAGUUGUGUAAUACCUUUUUAAAUGCAGGCUACUCUAUGCGGAGAACCCAUCUCUUCUUUGCCUACUUAUUUGCCUGACUAGCCUGACCACACAACUUCCCCUGUAGUUUAAUGUUUCCCUGUACAUAUCUAUAGCUUGUUAACUAUAUUAAUAAUAGACAUAUUUAAAUCUUGUUCUCCGACACUGGAUUGAGCUCAUUUUAGGUAAGACUGAAUCUUUAGAUUUCUAGCACCUAUUAUAGUGCCUACCACAGAGAGGACUCAAUCAAUUUCCGUUGAAUUAAUUCUCAUAAAGGCAUAACAAUACUCAGUCCAGAAAUUAAAUUUAGUUACCAGAGUCCACUAAUUUCUGUACUUCACAAUCAAGCUUGUGAUCAGUUACUUCUUGUUGAUUAGUAAGUAGGGCUUUUUUGUUGUUGUUGCCCUAAACAAUCCUACUUGGCAGGGAUGCUAAGCCAGAUCAUUCUCUAAUCAUUUCUAACUAUAAGCUAUCAAAUUUCCUGGGAAAGAUCUUGAGACCUGGAGACUCAUUUUCCCCUUCCUUGUCUUCCCAAGUCCUGCCUGCAUAUUUUUAUCCUAGACAGAUUAGCUAUCCCUAUCAAAGCCCCAUUUCCAGUCCAUAGGUCAUAAGUUUUGGUCUAAAUAAUAUUGUCUCCUGAUUCUGGCUAGUCCCUCGUCCACUCAGCACUAAUUAACAGGGGUGAUUCCCAUUUUUGGUCUGCGUUCCGCUAAAAGAGAGGAAGAAGCCAUGUGCAUGUUUAUAUUUGGAAGUGGGGAGACAGGGUGUAUGGAAGGAAGUCUCUCGGACAACUCCCACCCCACAAGAACUUGUACUCCAUUCCUUCUAAGUUACUAUCCUGCAAUUUCAUAUAUGACUUUUGUCUAGCUACCUUUCUAUCCUAUGCUUUCUUGUGUCAUUGCUGUUUCUUUUUUUUCUUCAAUUCCUUCUCCUUUUCAUAUGUAUUUUGAGCUUUUUUCUUUCUUUCUUUCUUU
This is a messenger RNA of Mustela lutreola (European mink), 4831 nucleotides long. RefSeq names its product solute carrier family 35 member G2 (gene SLC35G2). Bases 367 to 1605 code for a protein of 412 amino acids. The transcript has 2 exons. Gene Ontology annotation, cellular component: plasma membrane. NCBI's taxonomy places the organism in Eukaryota, Metazoa, Chordata, Mammalia, Carnivora, Mustelidae. The record is from RefSeq and is a predicted model, not a curated record.